CACAGAGCUGGUAAUGAAAUCUUCCAUCAAACACAAAGAAGAUACUGAGAAAGCAGAAGGUGUCGGAUGAAAGCUGAGAAAGGUUUCUUUGUCAUUGGAUUACUGUACUGGAACCUGAUCAUGAGUGUUUCUGCACUCUUUCUACUUAGCAGCCUUUGCCUUCCCAUUGCUGCUCAGGGGCAGCAGUGCUCCAAACCUGCCGACCGGCAGAACAUGCAUCUAAAGGACGAGUACAUCCUUAAAGACACAUUUGAGGAUGGGUCCACUGUGGCCUUCGUCUGUGAUGUUGGCUACACACCCGCAGGAGGUUCUGGAAGCAUCAACUGUACUGCGGGGAUUUGGAGUCCUGUUCAGCUGACUUGCAAGAGGAAUAACUGUGGAUCUCUUGGUGAAGUGACUAAUGGACAAGUUUCCUACCCUCAAGGAGUGGAAUUUGGGGAUAAAGCGUUUAUCACUUGUAACAGAGGUCAUAAAUUAGUUGGUAAAAGUGAAAUCACAUGUGGAAUUCAAGGAUGGUUGGACAGGUUGCCUACAUGUGAAGUUGUUAAAUGUCUUCAGCCAAGUGGUAUUGCAAACGGUACAUUUGGGCCACUGAAGGAAGAUUAUGCAUACAGAGAGGUUGUCGAGUAUUCCUGCAACAAAGAUUAUGCACUCAAUGGAUCAAAACAAAUAGUCUGUGAGGAAAAUGAGAAGUUCACACCUUCUCCUCCAUCAUGCAUCUGGGUUGAGUGUAAGGAUCCUGUGAUUCCAAAUGCAGAAUAUAUUGACGGUUCUCGGCCUCCACAUAGGCACAAGGCUACUGUGAUAUAUAACUGCAAACGCGGGUACAAAAUGAUCGGACAAGAUACCCUGACCUGCAACAUAAGUAGCCAGUGGCAUCCUAGAAUUCCAGAAUGCAUCAGCAAUGGAAAUGUUGUUGUGGGAGGAUUACUGGGUGCACUUGUAAGCAUCACAGUCAUGUUGGUUCAAAAUUACUGGAUGUAAGCGUAUCAUCUCGAGUGGAAGUCUGUCUUCUGACUGAUCUGGGAUGUACCUGUCUUUCAUGUGCUGUGCAGUCUUUGUCAUUUCUUGGGAACUUGAUCCAAAGCGGCAUCCUGGGACAGAUGUAGAUCAAGCUCUGUCCCUGUUUGAUUCAUUCUCUAUAUAAGCACUUCAGCAUCGAGCUUGGCCUUUGUAGUCAGAUUUACAAGUUGUCCUAAGCAUGUGCAAUUAAUUAUAUGUAAAGCAAGUUGCUAUAAUACACUAAAAAUGUAUUAUUUUAGUUUGAAGCUUCACAUAGUAAGAUUGCUGCUCAGAAGGUUUUAUUUGUUCCAGAAAUAUUUUUCAUUAAUAAGAAAUGAAUCAUGUCAUGAAUGAGUUUUGUGUUUCUAAUAGCUGAUCAACCAGUGAGUCUUAAAGGUGCAGACUGAAGAAAACAGAAUGAAUUGCUGGACAAAUCCAUUGUGCCUGAACAAAUGCCAUACUUGAUGUGCCUGAAUGAAAAGAUGUUAAGUAUUGUUUUGUUGUAAUGUAUGUCCUUAAAUAUUCUUGAUGUUAAUUUAUUUCUUAGCCAAUUGUAGUGUUAUAUUACUGGAUAGAACUACAUAUUACACAGAAUAUCAGUUUCUGUGUCAAAUUAAUUCAGGUUUAAUUUAUUGCUGCGUUUUUAUAAGGGGACAGUAUCACAGUAUCAUGUAAAACCAAAGUUUUUUAACUUUAUGUCGUUCUAUAAUGUAAUUGCCUCAUCAAAAACGUACCUGAAAUAUUACUUUUAUUCUUUCACGCAUGUUUAUGAAAUCCGUUAAUCUCUCCUGGCAUUAAGCUGCAAGGUCAAAUUUAUUUUAAGUCAUGUGACAUAUGCCAUAUUUUUGCAAGAACUGAAGCUAACAUAGUUCCUUGAUUGUGAUAUAAAGUGGCUCUAUGUACCUGAAAAAUACACAAUACUGCCCCUUUAGAAAUACUUUACAUCGAAGAGUUAAGGUGUAAUAUCUCAACCAUCUAAACAUUGGAAUUAACCUGGAUCACACAGGGAUGUUUGAACACUGCUCUAAAUAUUGCACUGGUUCUGUCUUUUAUUUAUGAAAUAUAUUUAAAAAAAAUGUUUUUUGCUGUAUUUUGAGCAGACAAAUGAAACCUGCAUUUCCCUUUCCUAUUUAAAGAAAUGUAUUAAAUAAAAAAGAAAUCCAGUUGUACUUAUUGCUUGGUAUUGUAUUGACUGGUAUUGACUGGAGCUUGCUCACAUCUUACUUGUUAUGAAUUUCUCUGUUUGGAAAAUGAUCAACGCAAUAAAUCUGUUUACAUCCUUCA
Messenger RNA from Gambusia affinis (western mosquitofish), 2286 nucleotides. Its product is annotated as membrane cofactor protein-like. Bases 67 to 984 code for a protein of 305 amino acids. Gene Ontology annotation, biological process: negative regulation of complement activation, classical pathway. The record is from RefSeq and is a predicted model, not a curated record. The transcript has 9 exons. NCBI's taxonomy places the organism in Eukaryota, Metazoa, Chordata, Actinopteri, Cyprinodontiformes, Poeciliidae.